AUGUCUGCCCAGCAAAGCUUUUGCGAGCUUGAAAUUCCACGGAUAACUUCAAAGACAAUACAAACACUGGCAUCCAUAGCUACCAUCAUCGCUCCCUAUAACCAACUAUUGCCGGAGGACCUUUUGGAAGAGUUGUGGCAAGACAAAGCAGAGCACGCCGAACUCCAGAUGUUAAAGCAAUUCCCAACCACACAUAUCAUGCUGAUCGAGGCCAUUGACCAACCACUGGAACAGUUACUGCAAUGGCUUUGGACUUACGACAGCAAAAAGGCGUUGGGAACUGAAAAACAACUCUUACAAGCCAUACGAUGCAUAUUGACGGAUUUUGCCAGUAAUUGCAUCAAUCCCUGGAAGGCGCCCUUUUCAGAUUCCAGCGAACGAGCUUUCCUGAUAAAUCACGUCGCUCCGAUCUUCAAAUCGUUCGGCAAUCAUACCGAUUUGCUUUGCUUCAAUUGGUGUGAAACUUAUUUAAGGCAGCAAACUCAACAAGCACGGGUAAUGGUUAGCACUGGCCAAUUCGACAAAGCAAUACUGCGAUUUGUAGAUGGACUGGGGUACGAUAAGAACAAUGACGAACGACUGGUGCUGGAAGCAUCUGGUGGGCAUGCAUCUGAUAGUCAUCAACAUGCAAUUGAUGACACGCUGAAAAUCGUGCACAGUUUAAUGUGUAUUCUCAAAGGAGAUGCCCGAAAGCAUAUCAACGGAAGUCUAUGCACAUACCGGAAGGUGAAAGCUUUUGGCGUCCAAACAGUAAAGUCAUCUCUGAUACUCUCUGAGAUGAGUCUGGGUGAAGACUUGAAAUACAAAUACAAGGAGGUUCGAACUGCGGAGAUUCCCAUCAACGAUGAUCACAGAAGCAAAUUUUUUCCUAUUGUUGACUUACUGGCAUAUCUUAUGGUGCAACUGGAUCUCCAAAUGAAGCAUCUCAGUGGAUUGCAGGAGGAACACGACGGCAAGGUGGUAGUCAAGCGAGAAGAUACCAUACGAUCAACACUGUAUAACACAUAG
This is a messenger RNA of Zychaea mexicana, 1008 nucleotides long. RefSeq lists its product as uncharacterized. The record is from RefSeq and is a predicted model, not a curated record. The transcript has a single exon. The coding region runs from base 1 to 1008 and encodes 335 amino acids. NCBI's taxonomy places the organism in Eukaryota, Fungi, Mucoromycota, Mucoromycetes, Mucorales, Lichtheimiaceae.